This is a messenger RNA of Symbiodinium sp. CCMP2456, 984 nucleotides long. Lineage: Eukaryota; Dinophyceae; Suessiales; Symbiodiniaceae. The record is from the annotation of a GenBank genome assembly.
AUGUUUCGUCGACAAGGUCAGCUAGAAGCGGUCGUUGAAGACAUCGGUAUUGGACCGGCCCAGGCUUUUCCAGCUUUGCUUGGGGGUGGCAUCUGGGUGGCAGAUGGCUCUGAGCUCCUCAUACUCGGCUCCGUCACCAAGGCAGUGUCUGAUGAGUGGUCUUUGAAUGGGUUCCAGCGGGGCAUGGUGGUCUCCAUUGUGUUCAUCGGAAUCCUGCUGGGCAACACCAGCAGUGGUCCGCUUGGCGAUGGACUGGGCCGCAAGCUGCCGAUCCUGCUGUCCUAUCUGGGAAUAGCCCUCUUCAGUGUUCUCUCGGCAUCAGCCACAGGAUUCCUCUCCAUGUCUGGCGUGCGCAUGCUGGUCGGCUUCGCUUUCGGCCUUGGGCAGCCAGCGACCGUCGCUCUACUGAAUGAAGUCUCGCCAAGAAGGUGGCGCUACCUUUUGAUGGCCCAGGCCAUGGCUUUGUUCUGUGCCGGUGAGCUUUAUGCUGCAUGGCUCAUAUGGUUAGACGAUCCAAUGAUGAAAUCCCUGGAUUGGCGUUGGCUAUGCAUGGUGGGAGCGGUUCCCUCGAUUGUUGGUUUUGUUUUGGCCUACUUCUUCCUGGACGAGUCACCAGCGUAUCUUGACGAAAAUGGAUACCGCCAGGAGGCGUUGGCAGCCCUCCAGUCACUCAAGGAUCGGAACGGUGCUCACGACGUCUCGUGCGAGUAUGAGACGUCACUGGCCGCACAGACACCAAAGUCCGUGCGAGACCAUGUGGCCACAAUAUUCUCACGAUCCUUGAUCUUGACUACCUUCACUAUGAUGUUCAGUUGCCUGAUGCUCAACUUGGUUUUCUACGGAAGCCUAUAUGCGUUUCCACAAGUCUUCACAGAGACGAACAAGACGAGCUACAGCCCAGCGGUGGUGCUCAUGAUUGGGGCCAUGGUGGAGUGGCCGGGGUUCUUCGGUGCUCCGAUACUGGAGCGGUUUGUCACGGGCAAG